UUUUCGAUUGCGACAAGAGAAAGAAAUUGAGAAAAACGAUAGAUCUAACAAGUCUCUCAUUGCCUUAAAGGUACCCUUUUGUGUGGCUGAAAGGCUACACUUUACCUACCUACCCUUCUAAACCAACCCUUAUAAUUUUCACUUAUUACUAUCUAACACCACACCACACCACCCAGAAAUAACUAAUAAGUGUGUAAAGACAUAUAGUGGAGAAAGAAAGAAAGAAAGAAAAAGAGAGAAAAAAAAAAUCAUAUGAACCAAUCCAACAGGUGCUUGGAGAUCCACCUUUGCUUCAUUACGUUGCACUUGGCUUUUUGUUUUUGCUUUUUUGCUCUUUAAUUCUCACCCUCCCACUUAUUCAACACCAAUUUUAGAUUUAUUAUAUAUUUUUAAUAAAGAUAUUUAUAUUCUCCAAUCUCCAUUUCUCGAGAAUAUAAAUGAACUAUUUAAUAUAAAUAGAAUAUUGAUUUUAUUUUUUGUUUUUUCUUUAUUUCCUCUUUGUUUAUUUAAAUCAAUAAAACCCAUGUCUCAAUUUCCAAAGAAAGAAAUUGAAAUCCCCAGUUAUAUAAUAGGUAAUUCUAAGAAUAGAUUAUAGCCAAUACUAAUGGAGAUUAGAGAGAGAGCUAUAUUUGUGGUCCCAUUAUUAUUGCUAUACCUGUAAAUGACAGUUAUCUUUGUUUGACCUUUGAUUAGAUUUAGCAGCGUAAACUGAUUUUGGGGCCUUUCAUAUAAAGAUAUAUUUUUUAUUUUAUAUAUAUAUAUAAAAAAAAGCUGUUUAGAAGAACAGAGAGAAAUGUGGAGGAGGAAAUGGUGGUCUUAUGGAGGAAGUCUGCUACUGAAGCAGACCCAGAAAUCAUUCGUGGUUAGCCAUGGCUUACAACGAACAAAAACCCCUUCUCUUCUUCCUCCUUCUUCUUCUACUUUGUUCGGAGGAGUUAGGGUUUUCGUUACCCAAGAUUAUGUAACCUCAAAAAACCUCUGUUUUCUUCCCUUAUUAUCCAUUGGGUCGGCUAGGGCAUUUUCAUCGUCGAUUGACCCUUCAACAUCCAAUGGCAACGGUAAAAGAAGAAAAAACAGCGACGAUGAUGAAGAAGAAAACGGUGAAUCAGAUCCCAUAUCGUUCUCGGAGGCUAAGAAGCUAAUGAGGCUGGUGAAUGUUGAGGCACUGAAAGCGAGACUUGGUUCAGAAGGGAAAGAGGUGAUUUCGUAUUGUGAGCUUUUAGAGGCUUGUGAAAGCAUUGGAGUCGCUAGAACUUCCGAUGAGGCCGCCGCUUUUGCCAGAAUCCUUGAUGAGGCCGGCGUUAUCCUUCUCUUCCGGGAUAAGGUUUAUCUUCACCCAGAUAAGGUGGUGGAUCUGGUAAGAAGAGCAGUUCCCAUUGCUUUAACUCCAGAUGAUGACCCCUUGAGAGAUGAGCUAAGGGCACUGCAUGAGAAGAAGGAAGAAAUUGAUGUCUUGGCUCAUAAACAUGUCCGACGAAUACUUUGGACCGGGCUGGUCCUAGCGACAUUACAGGUUGUGAUCUUUUUCCGGUUAACAUUCUGGGAAUUCUCUUGGGAUGUAAUGGAGCCUAUUGCCUUCUUCUCCACAACUACCGGUUUAGUCAUAGGCUAUGCCUACUUUAUGAUCACUUCAAGAGAUCCAACCUACCAAGACCUGAUGAAGAGGCUCUUCCUCUCCAGGCAGAGAAAGCUGAUUAAGAAACACAAUUUCGAUUCUGAAAGAUUCAAAGAGCUGGAGAGAAAAUGCAGAACGCGACUAGAUGCCACUGCCUCGAUUAAAAAACGAGUUGGCCUGGAACUGGAUCUAGAUGAUGCCAUGCAUAAAGAUUAACAUGUCAAGUUUGACAAUUUUUUUUUGGAGGAAAAUAUGUUUGUAACAAUGUGAUCCCUCCUGUUUUUAAGUAGGUAGGGGACAUAAUUUUUACUUGGACUUGUACAAUUUUGGGUACUUACCAUAACAGUUGGUUACCCAUCUUAAAGGGAGAACACUGAGAGAAAGUGUAAUGCCGGGCCAACUUCACAAAAAAUCUAACUAGGAUAACCAAGUUCAAUUUGAUGCAUACUUACAUACAUAUACACAUAUAUACUAGUGCUGACUUUCAUGGAUUGGACCCAA
Molecule: messenger RNA, 2116 nt
Organism: Cannabis sativa
Lineage: Eukaryota; Viridiplantae; Streptophyta; Magnoliopsida; Rosales; Cannabaceae
Product: calcium uniporter protein 6, mitochondrial
Exons: 2
Coding region: 794-1831 (345 amino acids)
Biological process (GO): calcium import into the mitochondrion; mitochondrial calcium ion homeostasis
Cellular component (GO): mitochondrial inner membrane; uniplex complex
Molecular function (GO): calcium channel activity; uniporter activity
Source: RefSeq, a predicted model, not a curated record